Messenger RNA from Dromaius novaehollandiae (emu), 3148 nucleotides. It is a transcript of the gene CMC1, whose product is annotated as C-X9-C motif containing 1. Gene Ontology annotation, cellular component: mitochondrion. The record is from RefSeq and is a predicted model, not a curated record. NCBI's taxonomy places the organism in Eukaryota, Metazoa, Chordata, Aves, Casuariiformes, Dromaiidae. Bases 14 to 499 code for a protein of 161 amino acids. The transcript is spliced from 4 exons.
GGCGUGUCCGCGCAUGCGCUCGCCUGGCUUGGCCUCCCGUCGCCUUGCGCGCGCCCACCGUUGGCCUCGGCGCGGUGCGGGAGAGGGGCGGGCUCAGCGGCGCCGCGCCUGCGCGCGGGGAGGCCGGGAGUGGCUCCGCGGUGCGCGCAGCUGCCGCCGUGGCGUGGAGCCGCAGAUGGAGCCUCCCCCAGGCACAGCAGAGAAUUCUAAGCUGAGACAUGUAGAAAAAGAUGUUUUGAUUCCACAAAUAAUGAGAGAAAGGGCCAAGGAACUGUGUUCAGAUAAAGUGCAAGCAUUUACUAAAUGCUGUAAAGAAACUGGUUUUCUUAUGGUGGUGAAGUGUCGGCAGGAGAACACAGCACUGAAGGAUUGUCUGGUUUCUUACUAUACUGAUCCAGCUUUCUAUGAAGAAUGCAAAACAGAGUAUUUGAAGCAAAGAGAAGAAUACAGAGCAACUGGAAUUAAGAAGAAAAAACAGAAGCUUCCUUCAAAUGUCUAGUUGAAUCUUACAAUGAAGUUUUGAAAUUCUGCAUCCAACUUUGAUUUGACUGAUUUGAACAGACUUCUUAAAUCAUCUCUAGCACUCUGAGUGGAAUUUAACUGAAAUACACAGUGAGAUGUAUGGAGAAGAAAAUAUCUGAACUUAAAAAUGUUUAUUUUAUAUAAUUAAUGAUACAAAGCAUGCUGUCACAGUUUGUGACAUUACAAAGGUCUGUUCCUCUCCCUGUGGACUUGAGAUUUUUAUGAUCCUGUGUUCGAGAGAGUGUUACUGAUAUACAUGAUACAUAGCAAUCUGCAUAACUUAAGGGUGAAUAAUUUAAGUGGUACUGACACUGAUCACAAAUUAGGUAUACCCUAAAAUCAGUCUGUUUUUCAUCUGAAGUUAGGGGUAUAUAGCAAUCAACUGAACUGUCCCUGGAAGGAAGGAAUACAAAGAAGUACAUUUCUUGCCUGUGGAAGGAGGCUGAGAUGCUGGUAGAGCUCAGUAAAGAGUACUGACUUCCAAUAGCAAAAGGUGAAUGGGGAGAAGGAGAGACAGAGCAAAAGGCAUAGCAGGGCUAAUGACCACUUUAAACAUGUUGUAUAGCUUGCUUUCUAUUUUAAACAGAAUAAUGCUCCUGCUAGAGGACAAGCAUGGCAAAUUGGUCCAAGAAGCUCUUGCACAAUUUUCUUUAUCUUUUUUGUUAAAACAUUGAGAGCGCCUGGUAGUACUACUGUGAGACUACAGUGAGACUCAUUUUUUAAGUCUGCAUUGUCAGAAGAGAGGGAUGCAGUGUGCCUGUGCUUAGCCCCAGGCUGACUGCUUUGACUCCAGAAGAAAAAGAAGUCUUCUGGUCUAGACCUCUCUUGAGAAUGGGAGAGGGCACAUACUUUGAAGGCCAGAACACGAAGAGUGUUAUCCUCCUCCACUUUCCUCUUUUAGAAGGAAGAUGAUUAUCUAAACUUCUACACUUCAGGAGUGAAUGACCACACUUGCAAAAUUAUCAUGGGUAGUGAUAAGCAAACAACUAAACCACAAAUGUAAGGUGCAGGUCAAUUCUUAAACAUCUAGUAACAGUAACUGUUAAAAAAAAAAAAAAAACAAAAAACUACUAGAGCAUGCAAGCAAGUCCCUAUUUAAAAAGGGGUCUUUCAAGGUCUUCUGUAUAUGGACCUUUGAAGCAGCUUAACUGUAGAACUCUCACAUAAAUGGCUUCACUAGAGAUUGUGCUUAAAGCUCUGCUAUUUUGGGGCACCUUUUGAAGCAUUUUGAAAUGAGUAAGGAAUUUCUUUACAAGUAAAGCAAGUCUUCACUCAUGACAGUUACUUACAUGGUAGCUUUCAUGCUCUGAUAAAAAAAUGCAUUAUUUAGUCUGAGCAAAUAGUAGCAUUUGUUACUUUUCCAUCAAAGAUGUGUGCAGAAUGUAACUUCUUCCUGUUUGUACUGUUUCACCACAAAUAGGUACUGCUAUAAAGCUGUUCAAACUGGAAAUUCAGAUCAGUCUUUCAAAGAAGCAUGUGGGUGAAGUACUUGAAUUAAUUUCACAGGUUAGUCCUUGCCCUUUAAUCUGUGCCUCUUACUGGAAUAAUCAAUAAUAAUAAUGCUUCUGCAGAUCAGCUGAAGGAUUAGGGAGUGCUUGUGAACAGAAGACUGAAAAGAUGUAUAGUAUGCUGGCUCGUUAGGCAAAUCUGUGUGGCAGUCAGCUCUAAAACUAAUGACUGUAAAAUAGUUUCUGUGGACUCAAGUUUCCUGCACCUGUACUUGCUCUUGGCUUCCCAGUCUGAGCAAUUUGGAAGUGAUUAUAUCAAUUAGUGGAAAAUAAAGUUUUCCACAAGUUUAAAAAGGGAAACUUAAGGUAGCUCAUGAGAUGUUUUUAAGGACAGCAGUUUUUCUGUUCUCCAUUAUGAAAAUCUGCUACAUUUGUAAAUCUCUAAAAAGAGAACCUGGCUGUUCUUAACUUUGUUAUAGGCACUUCCAAGGAAGAUUAGGGCUGUGGCAAGCAUUCUCUAGGAGGCAGUGCCAGGUGCUGCCAGUGGUAGGUGCCUUCACAGAGGGCACAUCUGGGUCUUACUCAGCCUUGUGCCACAGGUGGCAGAUACACACAACAGCACCAGCAACAUAUUUCUCCUUUGCUAGUGUAGCAGAAGGUGUGUUCAGCUGGUGAGGGGGAACCCCAGUGCAUUGACUAGUAUGGAUGGUGACAAAUUAAUAGCUGUAAUGGAGCAAAGCCCUUUAAACCUACAAGUAUUAUUCCUUCACCAUUUUACAAGUGUGUUAUAUGAAGGACUACAAACACUUCUGAGGUGAUAGAUCUACUGUCAAGCCUGAAAUUGCAUGUACUGAAUUAUGCUGUUAACUAUUACUUUCUCUUAAACCAAUUCCUAGUUAAACAUGUAACAAUGUAGGUUAUUGCAACUCUUUCUUUGUUUACUGUGGCACUUACUUAUAGCUGCAUUCUGCUCUUUGCUGUGGCACGGACAUCCUCUGUAAUACACCCGUGGCCUUAAUUUGAUGUUUCCUAGUUCUGAAUUCUUGAUUUCACACCUUUCACUUUCUUAAUGUCUUAUGCAUUAUCCUGGAUUUUAAUUGCAUUUACAUCUUUUAUUUAAAUGAAAGAAUGAGUACUAUGAAAUGACAAACUCUACUAGUAAAUUGCUUUGGAUUUUG